This is a messenger RNA of Cloeon dipterum, 633 nucleotides long. RefSeq lists its product as uncharacterized. The record is from RefSeq and is a predicted model, not a curated record. Gene Ontology annotation, molecular function: carbohydrate binding. Lineage: Eukaryota; Metazoa; Arthropoda; Insecta; Ephemeroptera; Baetidae. Bases 47 to 583 code for a protein of 178 amino acids. Gene Ontology annotation, cellular component: external side of plasma membrane. Gene Ontology annotation, biological process: biological process involved in interspecies interaction between organisms. The transcript is spliced from 5 exons.
GUUCCAUUAAAAUCCAGAAAAAUUUAAAACAUCAAAUUGGUGAAAAAUGCAGCCGUUGUGGCCUCUCUUGGUCACAUUGCUUUUGGAAACAGCAAAAUGUUACCCUGAUCAGUUGGGACAGCAAAAAUCGAACUGCCAAAGAAUCAGCCUGAAUCUGACUACUCUCCCCAACGGAAAUAAAUACUUCAUCCCGCGAACCCAAGCUAAAUAUAGGAUGAACUGGUAUCAAGCAAAGGACUUUUGUGCGAAUAACUCGAUGCAUUUGGCUUCCCCAAAGAACCAGAAUGAGCUGUCUAGUUUGUAUAGAAGAAUCAAGGAAAUUCACGGAUCAAACACGAAAUGGUGGCUGUCGGCAUCGGACGUGGGCCGAACCACCGGAGAUUUCAGAUGGCACGACGGCCGAGCUCUUCCCAAGGACAGCUCCAUGUGGUACGCUGAUGACUUGGAGCCAGAUUCCUUCGGCAAGGGUUUCGAGGCCUGCGUCAACGUCGCAACUUACAAACGCACCAAACUAACAGAUGACGCAUGCACAGCAAAUUCAGAAAACUACUAUUUUGUUUGCGAGCCACCUGCAGGGUGUUGAAAAAUAAUUUUUUGGAAUAAAUCACUGCGAUUUUAAUAUAUUCAUCAAAA